Messenger RNA from Mucor velutinosus, 1863 nucleotides. RefSeq names its product Homoserine dehydrogenase. Lineage: Eukaryota; Fungi; Mucoromycota; Mucoromycetes; Mucorales; Mucoraceae. The record is from RefSeq and is a predicted model, not a curated record. The transcript is spliced from 2 exons. Bases 1 to 1863 code for a protein of 620 amino acids.
AUGCCUCCUAUUCGAACUAAAAAUUGCUCAAGCUAUAGAACCGUCUUUCCGGUAAAUUGCAACUACCAAAGAUGUGGUUAUGCCGUUCUCCAGCACGUCAAGCCUAUAAGCAAGAGAACAAACAGUUGGGUGGCUCCUCCUCCAUUGAAAGUACUCGCAUAUGCGGAUGAUGUCCUGACUUUCGUCAAGUCUCGGGCAGAACUUCUUGAUCUGGAAGAAAGAUUGAGAACUUACAACAAGGCCUCGAACUCCAAGAUCAACUACGACAAGUCCGUGGCCUUCCCUCUUCAUGGUGGAAGAAUGACAAGCCAAACUGGUGGCCUAAUUCAAGAUCAUGCAACAAACAAUCUCAAAAUCAAAUGGUAUGAUUCUACGUCUACAGGAUUUAUAAAAUACCUAGGUUAUCCAAUUUGGUUCUGCAAUCAACAAAGAGACGUAUACAUCGCUAAACUGCUGGGUGAUAUCACUACUGCUGUUGAAAGGUUUGCAGCACGACAAGUCUCACUGUACGGCAGAGCGAAUAUUGCCAACACUAUGAUAUUGUCCAAACUAUGGCAUGUCAUUCGGAUCGUUUCCCUGCCCAAAGACACAGUCAAGAAGAUAACCUCAAUCAUUUAUCAGUUUGUAAUGUCUGGCCUGUAUCCACCUCUAAAAGGCAACUCCCUCUUCCUACCAAGGUACCAAGGCGGUUUAGGACUGAUUGAUUUAAUGGCGCAACAAAAGGUUCUGCAAUUCAGAUACCUGAACGCUUUGCUGACAGAAAACAGCAACAACAUACCUGGUCUCACGUAUAGGCUACUAGUGGAUUAUUUGAAGAUGUCGCACGACUCACCAUCGCACAUAAUCCCUAUACUGUUCCAAACGGCUAGAUACAAAAACCAGUUAAGAGGCUUCCACCCUUAUCACAUGAUGUUCGAGGCAAUAGAUACUUAUAUGAAGCAUUCCCCAUUCUCACUCGCUUGGUCUGUCAAACCAAAUGUCAUGACACUCUUGUCAUUGCCAGUGCUGGAAAUUCUUGAUUUUGUCAAUGAGGAAGUAGCCAUGGGAUACACAAGCAGAGACUCGAUCAGGGAGAGUAAAGUUCAUGACUUCUUCCACGUCAACCAGGAAACAAGUACUCUGCAGAUAAAGCCAAGAAGUGAAUGCAAGCGACCAAACAUUAGGAAUCAGAUAGAAAGAGGUCUUCUCUGUGGGAACAUCAGAUUGGAAUCUUUCGCGGAUACAAGAAACAUGGAGGCUCAUCUAGACCUACAGCCUUUCGUUGCUAUGCUUAACUACCAAGACCGCCCAAUGCUUCAAAUGUCAAACAAAUACUUGAGAUCAAUUAUGCUGGACAUACACAACCUUGAUGUUGGACGAAAGUUCAAUCAUACCAUCAGCAAAGUCCAGUGGAAACACUUCUAUCAUCAAAACAUGCAUCACUCUGUGAGAAAUGUCUGGUAUAGAAUGAUACACAAGCAAUGCCCGAGCAAAUCAGCUCUUUUCGUUCGACGCCUGAGGAACGUCGAAGAUGACAAAUGUACCCUCUGCAAUGAUACUGAAGAUGCCAAACAUCUCAUGGUUAGCUGCCCCCACAAAAACGACAUUUGGUCCAACAUCUUUGAACAAUUCCUGGGAUACCCCAAGGUUGCUAAUCCACAACAAGUAUACCAAUCUAUAGUUAACUUAAACCUGAAGCAAUAUUUCAUCUACAACCUCGAUAUCAAGAUUACAAUCUUCGACCUGUUUGCUGCCACCAUUCGUAUGAUAUGGAGAUUCCACCUCCUACAAACAUUCGAAGGAGUGCCAUUUGAUACCAACAAUGUCACCAACAAGAUCAGUGCUGAAGUGAUGAGGUUGUCAGAUCUCAAGCAUCAAUAUUAG